Lytechinus pictus (painted urchin) is the source of this 3336-nucleotide messenger RNA. RefSeq names its product cholinesterase-like. The record is from RefSeq and is a predicted model, not a curated record. Bases 45 to 1886 code for a protein of 613 amino acids. The transcript has 10 exons. Gene Ontology annotation, molecular function: carboxylic ester hydrolase activity. NCBI's taxonomy places the organism in Eukaryota, Metazoa, Echinodermata, Echinoidea, Temnopleuroida, Toxopneustidae.
UAUAUGAUAUAGGCCUAAACUAUAGCCACACUAUUCAGGACACCAUGAAUCGAACGAUAUGGGUGCCAUUCCCGUUCCUCGUGUUCUUUCUACUAAGCGGCACAACGGUUGGAGAGGGAAGUAGUCCCACAGUUCAAAUGCAAGAAGGAGAAGUGAUAGGACGGACUGUGGUAUUUAGCGAAAGCGCUUUCACCAAAAUCACCAACAUCACCAGCAAAAGUAUUGAUGUGUUUCAGGGUAUACCUUACGCUGAACCACCAGAACGCUUCAAGGUACCUGUCCCGAAAAAACCCUGGCAAGGAGUAUGGAACGCCACAUCUUUCACUUCGAGUUGCAGUCAAGACCCUCACCUUUACUACCCGCCAUCGUCCGAAGAUUGUUUAUAUCUCAAUGUGUAUGUGCAAAAUCCAAAGCCCUCUCAGGCAGCUGUUCUGGUGUGGAUCCAUGGGGGUUCAAUUGAAAUAGGCACAUCGAUGACAUGGGAUUUUUAUGGACUGCCAUUGGUUGCUGUGAGUGACGUCAUUCUCGUCACACUAAACUACCGGCUUGGGAUAUUUUCACAAUUCACCACUCGAGACAAUGAAGCCAUUGGAAACCUUGCCAUGUUCGAUCAAGUGCUGGCCCUAAAAUGGGUUAACAACAACAUUGCAGCAUUUGGAGGAGACCCAAGCAGGAUAACUAUAUUUGGAGUGAGCUCAGGUGCUAGUAGUGUCAGUCUUCACCUCUUGUCUAAGCUCAGCCGAGGAUUAUUCAGCCAGGCCAUCAUACAGAGUGGAUCAUCACUGACGAAUUGGGCCUUCUUUGAUGACAAGACAACAGACCUUAGAAAUGCAUUUGAUCUUGGCCGAGCAAUGGAUUGUGACGUCACCAACACUUCUACGUUAGUGUCAUGUUUAACAGCAAAGCCGGCUGACGACCUUCGCAGGAGAGCAAAACAGAUAUAUAGUGCAUAUACUGCAAUGCACAUUGAUGGUACAUUUCUUGAAGACACGCCCACUGCCAUUUAUGAAGCUGGAGAUUUUGCUCACGUACCCGUCAUCAUAGGCUUCGGUAAAGAUGAAGGAACCAUGAUACCGUUCCUCAGCUUUCCCAAAUACACGGGAGAUCCACAUCCACCAUUCAUCAAUAAAACAACAUUCAAUGCCUUUGCCAAAAGCUCAAUUUCCUUACUUCUAUUACCGAAUGGGGUAAACAUUGCCCCCCUGAUGGAUGUAGUAUCCCAUGAGUACACCGACUGGUCGCAGGCGGACAAUCCCAAUGCAGAUUACUACCAGGCUCUGGUCGAUAUGUCUGGUGACAUCAUUUUCAGCUGCCCUGCCGAUGCUCAACUACGUUUCCACACUGGCUUUGGGGACAAGACUUUCGCCUAUUUCUUCACACAUGCUCCAUACGCCACGAGCUACGCCCAGGUUGGAGAUAUCGUUCCUUUUACUCCAUGGGUCAAUGCAGGUCACGCCGAGGAACUGAUGUUUGUGUUUGGGAUGCCUUUCAUUGAGGAACUUGCAGACAUCCACGGUAACAACAUGACAGACGAAGAACGGGCACUCUCAGUGAAAAUAAUGACAAUGUGGUCCAACUUUGCUAAAUAUGGAGACCCCAGCAAAUAUUCAUCCACUGACAGCCCCAGUCAAGGAGAGUCAAGAUGGCCGAUGUACACUAUUCCUGAUCUGAGCUUCAAAGAACUAUCACUAGACCUAGAUGUGGGUAGAGCCAAGAGAGCUAGACAAUGUCAUUUGCUCAACAGUUAUAUCCCUCAGCUUGCACAGGUUACAGGUGACGAAGAUCCAAGUGUCCGCGAAUGGAAAGAGCAUUUCAACGAAUGGCAAAUAAGCAUGGCAGAAUGGAGAAAACAAUUCGAUGAUUAUAAUUCAAAGAAAACAUGCUAGAAACUAGAUAUACAUUCAAUAUAAUGUUAAAACUGAGAUCAAAUUAUAUUACGACAAUUUCUGCACAUCUUACCAUUUUAGAAUUAAUACACUGUGAACCUAACAUGAAAAUAAUGAUUAUUAUUGAUUUGUUUAUCCUUACGAACAGUACUGAUUCAUAUAUAUCUGUACUAGGACAAUUGUUUUCAUGGUAUAUACUGUUUGAGAUGUGUCAUUAUCCCAAUUAAUUGAACUGAAAUGAACAGAUUCUCCACAACAAAUUGUUUUUUUUCCAUCUAAUUGUUGCUGUUAUUGUUUUUAGCUUACAAAUAGAAUUAUUCCAAUAAAUGCAAACAAUACAAUAUUACUACUUAAUUCAAGGGCUCCGUAUUUAAGGGUUAACCAUAUACAUUUAUCAUAUUCAUACAUUCUGAAAUGUCUUAAGCAGUAUCAAUUAUUUCAGAAAUAUAUGAAAAAUAUGUAAACUGUCCGGGGAAAAAAAAGAAACACACAUAUUGAGAUCGGAAUAUAAUGUGAACUCAAUGUUUAUCUUCCCUGAGCAUGCUGGGUUGUGGUAAUUGCGUAAUUGUAUUUGUUCUUAAGGAAAGAUAAAUCAUCAUGCACGAGGCUAUCAUAACAGCAUACAGUCAACAUAGCUGUUAAUUUUAAGGUACAAUACAUAAUGUAUGGUGAAGAGUUGGAUAAGACCGCACGAAUUUCCAUCAAAGAGUGAAUAAAAAUUAGGCAUGCUUUUAUGCGAACAUGAUAGAACAACGUUUACGCCAAAUGUAUAUAUACCUCGGAACGGCCAAUUACAGAAAUAAAUCUUUAUUAUUGCAAGAACAUCAUGUGUCGUUUACUACGUCUUAUGCUCAUCUACUGCGUUAUUUUGGUAUAUCAAUUUGGAAUUAGUUCAGAGGAUCCUACGGUCACAGUUACUGAAGGAGAGCUCUUUGGAAAGACACUUUUAUUUGAGGAAUAUGAAUCCAUAAACAUAUUGAAGUUGGUCGAUGUUUUCUUGGUAAGCUCUCUACUUGUAUAAGUCAUGCACUUUGUGUUUCACAAAUUCAUUAGUGAUAUCGAUUUUUUUGGCAUGUGUUGUGGAGGUGCACUGGUCGUGCUGGUCUUUGACGCCUGGCCACAAAAGUCCAGGGUUCGAAUCCCGGUAUGGCACUUUAUGCCACAGAACAAAGGCAUUUGUAUCUUCAUGACUUUUUUUCAUCAUAAAAUCGAUAAAUGUAAUGUAAGUCAUUUUACUAGUAAUCUAAUUUGUGAAUUUGAACGAUCAGCAAAGUAGACCAAAUAAAUGUCUUAAAAUACUUGAAGAGUAGUCCAUUCGUUAUUCCUUGCAUUUUUAUACUAGCAAAAAAGUACUAUAUUAGACUCAUCCUUUUCUAUGCCCUUUGCCCGGAUAUUACUUAAUUGUUCCAAAUACUGAUACAAUUAAAUAAAGAUAAAUAUUAAUGCCUAU